Molecule: messenger RNA, 235 nt
Organism: Amoebophrya sp. A25
Lineage: Eukaryota; Dinophyceae; Syndiniales; Amoebophryaceae
Source: the annotation of a GenBank genome assembly
GGAAAAGCGUGUUGGUGUUCGUGUCGAGCAAGGGAACAACAAAAAAUGUCGAUGCUCUCUGCAAAAUCCACCUCCACUUCCGCGUCGUCCUCCACUGCUUCCUACCUGGCACGACCCAAGGCACCACCGCGAGCAGGAGGCACCAGCGGCUCCAGUUCUUCCUCUUCGUCCAGCUCGUCAUCCUAUAGGACGUUGCGCAUUCCUACCCCGAAGCAAGUUUAUGCUAUGGAUGCAC